UUGCAAGCUGUGAGGGGUUGAAAACAUGACAUAUUUUAUUUUUUAUGACAACUUUGUGUGCCAUGUUUUCAUUCACACAGGUGUUACAUUUAUGGAUUCAAUCACAGUGGAUUUUUAUUAUUUACACCAAAUAGCAAUCUAAAGCUAAACAGAAAUACUUUUACAAACUUAAAGAGCUGUUUGUUAAAUGUUUUUAAAGUUACAAUGUGUCCACAGUAUCCUGUGAAGUAAAUCAAACUGUUUUCCAUUUGUGUCAUUAAAUAGGUAGCCAUUCACAGGGAUCUGUCUUACUUACAAACUGACUGUCCAUCAAUAUCUGGAAUUGUGUACAAAAACAUGGAGCAAAGAAAUAAUUCAUAUUGUUGGUUAAUUUGCCAAAAAAGACAAUCGUUUCCCAAUUUCAGAAAUGGUCUCUCACCUUGCGAAAGGAGGUACAGGCGAAACCAGCAAAUAAAAGCAGAAGUCCACUGCCAUGAUUAAAGCGUAUUUCUCCCUGCUUCGCCCUCACCCCAGAGUGCCCUACCAGGACAGAAGCUUUAUAUAGAUGAGAUGGGGGAGGUUCAGUGGCUGAGGGUAUGCCUGCCAGAGGGAAGGCUGUGAUGGGGCUAUUCCCCGAAGUCUCAACUGCAGUGUCAUGUGUCUUACUUUGUUUAAACACACAUUCAUGUUUAGUUUGUACAGUAAUAAGGCAGCUCGAUUCAUUCAUUUAAAAAGCUCUGAUUCAAGUUUUAGAAAGGCAAGUCGCCCUGUGUAAAAAUGUAAACGCAUGCCUGAAACACCCAAAUAAAGAAAUAUGCUGAAUCUGUGGGCAUCAAAAACCAAAUCCCCCAGAGCUCCAUUUUACUUUUAGUCUCAGAUUCGUGAGCCGUACUACAUGCGUCGAAAAUAAUAUCCAAAACUAGCCUAAACUUCCAUGUUGCCACUUGUGACUAUAUGUCUUUCACUCAUUAUGGAAACUUCAUUCUGUCGAGUGUCAUUAGAGAGAGGGCGUGUGGGUGGGCUUCACCAAGGGGAAUGCCCCGACUAAGCCCUCUGAAUCUGGAGUAUUAUCACCCCUUGGUGGCAGGAAAAGGUGACUCCCCAUGUGAGUGACCUGAGAAAUCUGCCUUCUCAGUUGGGUUUCAAGGUACAUACUCUGUAAAACGUGGGGUUUGGUUUCUGUGCGUGCGACCCUGAACUGGUCCAUUUAGGGGUCUGAUCAAAGGUUGGUGAUGUACAUUGGGGCUGGGCAGAUGGACAGUACUGCAAAGGGUCUUAAAAAGCGAGCCCAUGACAUCAUCACAUAGACCGGUGGGGUCUGUCGGGAAAGGGUUGGUCAUGCAGAAUUAGCAGUAGACAUUUAUAUUUAGCUGUGGACAGGAAGACAGGGGGAUGCACUAUGAAAGGGGGGUUUCUGCUUUCACAAUACCUCUCCUCCAUCUUUCCACUUAGCCAGGGGUUGAGAGGGGUCAUCAAGUGCCCUUUUUUUAUGGAGGAGUUAUGUUUCAAAUCCAAGUCACUGCAGCACUGAAAUAUAGCUCUCUGCUCUAGAAGUUUCCUUCAUGAGAUAUAACACAGAGGAUCUACUGCCGAGCGUUUGCCAAGGGGAUGCUGGGCAUUCCUGUGUAUGCAACUGUGCACACACAUGUGGGACAUGUCCACGCUCCAGUUAAAUAAAGCAACGCACCAGAAGUGAAGGAAUGAGAGGGGCAAAGAGGGAGGGAGAGCGAGAGAAUGAGAUACAGGAGGGAGGGGUGGAGGAGCAGGGGAGAGACAGAUUUAUUUCCACAGCUGAGUGCUGCCCCUCUCCUCUCUGUGGUUUGGCGUGGCGCUUGGAUAGACAGCUGAGAGGUGACGAGUGACAAGAGAACUGAGAAGAAGAGUAAGGUGGGAAAAAACGAAGAUAAACCGAGUGCAGGAGGAGGACGGUGGACAUGGAUGCCCUAGCACUAGAGGCCACCAGCACUAAAAAGCCGGCAUACGGGGCGGUAGUGGUGGUUGCCCCGGUGCUGGCUCAAGCCCCGGUCAAACGCAAACCUGCUAAAAAAGCUAAAAAGGCUGUUGUUUUCUUUGAGGUGGAGAUACUGGAUGCCAAGACCAAGGACAAGCUCUGCUUCCUGGACAAGGUCGAGCCAAAUGCCACUAUCGGAGAGAUCAAGUCCAUGUUCCACAAGAGCCAUCCUCAGUGGUACCCAGCCAGACAGUCCAUUCGCCUCGACCCCAAGGGGAAGUCCCUGAAGGAUGAGGAUGUUCUGCAGCAUCUCCCUGUGGGAACCACGGCAACCUUCUACUUCAGAGACCUUGGAGCUCAGAUCAGCUGGGUCACAGUCUUUCUGACCGAGUAUACCGGUCCACUGGUCCUCUAUCUGAUGUUCUACUUCAGAGUUUCCUUCAUCUACGCACCCAAAUAUGACUUUACCACCAGUAAACACUGGGUCGUACAUCUCGCCUGUAUGUGUCACUCGUUCCACUUCAUGAAGAGGCUGCUGGAGACGCUGUUUGUCCAUCGCUUCUCUCACGGUACCAUGCCGUUGCGUAACAUCUUCAAGAACUGUACCUACUACUGGGGCUUUGCAGCGUGGAUGGCCUAUUACGUCAACCACCCGCUGUACACACCACCCAUCUACGGCGAGCAACAGAUCAGACUCGCCCUCAUCAUAUUCCUGUUCUGUCAGAUCGGCAACUUUUCCAUCCACAUUGCUCUUCGGAACCUCCGUCCACCAGGGUCUAAGACCAGAAAGAUUCCCUAUCCAACCAAGAACCCCUUCACCUGGAUCUUCCUGCUGGUCUCCUGCCCCAACUACACCUAUGAGCUGGGCGCCUGGUUUGGCUUCACACUGAUGACCCAGUGCCUGCCGGUGGCCUUCUUCACCUUGGUGGGUUUCAUCCAGAUGACUGUGUGGGCGAAGGGGAAGCACCGCAGCUACCUGAAGGAGUUCCGUGACUACCCUCCUCUCCGCUCACCCAUCCUGCCCUUCAUCCUUUAGAGGACUCGAUUGCUCCCUCGCCCAUUCAGCUCUCCCCGCUUGCAGGAGUCAAAUACACCCCCACCCUGAAUGAGAGGGGGCUCUCUGGUUUUUCCACCCUCCAAACUCGACACAGAAUCUGGCUGGCUGAAUCUAACCAUGUCCCCUUUUCCCUCCGCAACCAAAUUGUCUGUCUGCGAUCCCUGUAUUAUUGAUAAUAUUGAGUGAAAAUUCUUCUUUUCUGUUAAUCUCCCACAAGCCCACUGAUAGAUUAAUUGACUUACGUGUGCUUGAGCUGCCAGAGCAGUUAGUCCCCUUCAAACUACUGAAUGACAAACUGUACAUGUUAAGAUGUCCCACCACUCUGCCAUCGAACACUGUGGCUUUGAGGCUGAAUCUGCAUCUGACGAUAUUCAGUAUAAUUUCAAUGGUUUAGUUUUUGUAUCCAUUCAUGUACAUUUCAAAUUAUGACAGCAUGUCAUUUUGUUAAUGUCUGAAGUAAUUUAUAAUAAAAAAAAGGUAAACCAAA
Molecule: messenger RNA, 3474 nt
Organism: Cyclopterus lumpus (lumpfish)
Lineage: Eukaryota; Metazoa; Chordata; Actinopteri; Perciformes; Cyclopteridae
Gene: tecrb
Product: trans-2,3-enoyl-CoA reductase b
Exons: 11
Coding region: 1914-2966 (350 amino acids)
Biological process (GO): very long-chain fatty acid biosynthetic process
Molecular function (GO): oxidoreductase activity, acting on the CH-CH group of donors
Source: RefSeq, a predicted model, not a curated record